Messenger RNA from Arabidopsis arenosa, 742 nucleotides. The record is from the annotation of a GenBank genome assembly. Lineage: Eukaryota; Viridiplantae; Streptophyta; Magnoliopsida; Brassicales; Brassicaceae.
AGAUCCAACACAAACACAAAACAUUUAUAAAGAAAAAAUAAGUUUAAAAAAAUUAGAAUGGCGGCUUCGACAACAACACUCAUGAAGCUCUUCUUCUUUGCCCUAAUUCUUGUCAGCUUCAUCGUAUCUCCAGCAACGUCCACGGCACCAGAAGAAUGCGAAGCCGAGUCAACAAACCCAUGUGUUAACAAGGCUAAAGCCUUACCUCUAAAAAUCAUAUCCAUAGUAGCCAUCCUCUUGACCAGCAUGAUAGGCGUCUCGGCUCCUCUCUUCAGCCGAUACGUUCCCUUUCUCCAUCCGGACGGAAAUAUUUUCACAAUUGUUAAGGCUUUCGCAUCCGGAAUCAUCCUGGGAACAAGUUUCAUGCACGUUUUACCUGAUUCUUUCGAGAUGUUGUCAUCGGAAUGUCUAGAGGACGAUCCAUGGCACAAGUUCCCAUUCACGGGAUUUGUCGCUAUGUUGUCGGGCCUCGUCACUUUAGCCAUUGACUCCAUGGCGACUAGCUUCUACUCUAGCAAGAACGGUAGUGAGAUUGUACCUGCUGCUAGUAACGGUGAUCAGGAGAGAGCGAAUCCGAUGAUAACUCAUGGUCAUAGUCAUGGUCAUGGCGUUACAUUAACUACUAAAGAUGAUGGUUCUUCACAGUUAUUGCGGUACCGUGUCAUUGCUAUGGUUAGUCCACCACAUUUAUAAAUAUUCCAUUUUAAAGUGAUAUAAGUUUUAACAAAAUUACUUAUCUACC